Messenger RNA from Dicrocoelium dendriticum, 1474 nucleotides. The record is from the annotation of a GenBank genome assembly. NCBI's taxonomy places the organism in Eukaryota, Metazoa, Platyhelminthes, Trematoda, Plagiorchiida, Dicrocoeliidae.
ACUGGUCGGCCAUUUUGGACCGAAGUGUGUUACCGUCGUGUCUCCGCUGCCGCACUUUUCGUGCAUUUACUUGGUUAUCUUACAUUGUCAUCUACUUCUGAGUCAUUGACAGCUUUUAACUGUCUGCGUAUUAUCAUUUUUUGAUGGAGAUAAGUGACUGCCACGCUGAUGUUUGUGGGGACGGGUUCGAGAAAUCCCGAAGAAUUUCAGAUGGCGGUAUCUCUGUUAACCAUGAUCACCUGGAACAUGAGAAACGUGUCCGUCGUGAGAUCGCAAACAGUAACGAGCGACGACGUAUGCAGAGUAUAAACGCGGGUUUCGAUUCCUUAAGGGACCUCCUACCACCUAUACAGGACGGGGAGAAGAUGAGCAAAGCCACUAUAUUACAACUCACCGCGGAAUACAUUCAGAGUCUGCUCAAUCGUGUCAGUCUGUUAGAAAAUGAGGUUGCGGUUUACCGUCGGACGACUGGGAUUCAACCGACUACAAUCAUACCUGAUUUUCCAAUAGAGUUCAGCGUUUGCCGCAAACGUAAACAGGAGGAAAAGAAGAAACGUUCUAGUUGCCCUCGCUCCAGACGUAGGCGUGUCGCUCAAGAUUCUGCGUACAAUGUUUCCCGUUCGUAUCUCUCCCAUUGCUCACCAGUCAGCAAUGAUAUCCGGCAAACUUCUCCCUCCACUUCCUGUAACAGCAGUGCAUCCGUAUCACCUACUUCUCCUAUUCCUGAUGGAACAAGCAGCACUUCUGCUCGAUUGGAGCACUUGGUAAUGGCGAUUGAACAGAUUGAAGGUGGCCGCGCUCUUCAUAUGUCUGGCACCGAAAGUCAGGAUGGUCUCUCGGCUGAUGAACAGUCUCCUGCGUUUUCUGAUGAACCAUACUGGCAGAGUCCACAAGGUCUCCACAUUUGUAGCUACCAUGAUACACAAGAUUCCAACCUCAAACCUCAGACCAGCUUUACUGACAUUCUCAUGCUAACUCCUGUUUCGGACGUUGCAAACGUCAGCCUCCCGGUAAACGAAGCUAAUUCUCACAACCGGAACACUACGGAUUAUCCAGUUGUGUCCAAGCUCCUCAAUCGUCCCAUACCUCACAAGUACCUACAUAGACCGCAGGUUGUUGUUAACAGUUCUCAUUAGGGUGUGGGGUUCUUAAUGGUUUCUGCAGUUCUUCGUCUUGUUUUGUGGUGGAUGAAAUCAUGAGCUUUCGAUGUACAUAUAGUUUGAACUUGCUUCUCCGGCCUUGCUUACAUUUUUUGAUUUUUCUACUCCCGGUAUCCUGUUACCAAACUCGAUCGUUAUGCUGCGACCACAGCCAGUUCCGAAAUCCCUGUGCGAACUCCACAUCUCAGCUUUCUUUCAUAUCGCCGCAGUGACAGGUUUGACUAUCGUGUUCAUUGAGUUAUCACUACCGGUCUAGUUAGAUGUUAUACUGUUUCGCGUUCCAAGUAAAUUUUGCGAUUAAAUUAGCGGCACUU